Molecule: messenger RNA, 3363 nt
Organism: Larimichthys crocea (large yellow croaker)
Lineage: Eukaryota; Metazoa; Chordata; Actinopteri; Sciaenidae
Product: synaptotagmin-2
Exons: 11
Coding region: 559-1857 (432 amino acids)
Biological process (GO): synaptic vesicle endocytosis; calcium ion-regulated exocytosis of neurotransmitter
Cellular component (GO): exocytic vesicle; synaptic vesicle membrane; axon
Molecular function (GO): phosphatidylserine binding; SNARE binding; clathrin binding
Source: RefSeq, a predicted model, not a curated record
CGAUGCGUAUGAAAUUGCAGAGCUCAGCAUUCUUCUCCACUGGCACUUAGGGAAAAAAAAAAAAGAAAAGGGAGAUAGGGAUGAGCUGGGCGGGAGGGCUUCUGGUGCACCAUAUAACUGGCCUCCUUCCAAUUAAAGAAGAGAGCUUAUGUUAUUGAAGAGCAGCUUAGCCAAUCAGGAGGCAGUGCAGGCAAAGACAGCAGGACAAAAAAAAAAAAGAGCGAGUGGGCAAGAGGAAGCAAAAAAAACCUGCAGUGUGUGUGUGAGUGUGUGUAGUUUUCAUCCCUCCCCUGAGCAGAUCUUUAUCAAUUUGUGUACUCCAGUCUUGGGGUGCGUUUGAAUGGGGUGUCUGUGUGUGUGUGUACAUGAGGCAGAGUUUACAGGAGGACAGGAGUAAAAGUGUCUCGGAGCCUGUGGAGAAGGGGGAAGAGCUUCGGUGUCCAGGAAGGAGAGCAACCUGCACAAAAAGGGUUUUCUGAUUGACAACAUUCCCACUGUGAUUGCCUCCAGCCACUUUUCAAGAUUUCAAGAUUUGGCUGGACCGCGUGUGCAGCCUAAAUGCCGAAGUGGAACUUGUUCAGGCAUCAAACAACACCCAUGGUUGCUGCUAAUCCAACGGGGGCCAGUGCCUUGACUGUGACUCCAGCCCCUGUCGCAUUAGUUUCUGCUGACAACUCCACAGAACCGGUCAACAAGAAUGACGCCUUUGACGAGAUCAAAAACAAGUUCCUGAAUGAAUUCGACAAGAUCCCACUGCCGCCCUGGGCCAUCAUUGCCAUUGCCGUCGUCGCUGCUUUACUCAUUCUAACAUGCUGCUUCUGCAUCAUCAAGAAAUGCUGUUGCAAGAAGAAGAAGAACAAGAAGGGCAAGAAGGGGAAGGGUGACAUGGGAAUGAAGAACCUGAAAGGGGGAGAGAAACAACAGGACGACGACGAUGAAGAAGAUGAUGUGGAACCCGGACUCACCGGAGACGAGAAAGAGGAAGAAGUGAAGGAGAAGGAAAAGCUCGGGAAGCUGCAGUACUCCAUUGAUUAUGACUUCCAGGAGAACAAGCUGACUGUGGGAAUCCUGCAAGCAGCUGACCUCCUCUCCAUGGACAGCGGUGGCACCUCUGACCCUUACGUCAAGGUCUUCGUCCUCCCUGACAAGAAGAAGAAGUUUGACACAAAGGUUCACAAGAAAACGCUCAAUCCCGUCUUCAAUGAGACUUUUACUUUCAAGAUUCCAUUCCAAGAGAUGGGAGGAAAGACUCUGGUAAUGUCAGUCUAUGACUUUGAUCGCUUCUCUAAACACGAUGUCAUCGGGGAGAUUAAAAUACCCAUGAACACCCUUGACCUGGCGAAGCCAAUUGAGGAGUGGAGAGACCUGGACAGUGCAGACCAAGAAGAGCCUGAGAAGCUGGGUGACAUUUGCAUCUCCCUGCGCUACGUCCCCACUGCUGGCAAACUUACCAUCUGUAUUCUGGAGGCCAAGAACCUGAAGAAAAUGGACGUGGGUGGACUGUCAGAUCCCUAUGUGAAAAUUAACCUGCUGCAGAAUGGAAAGAGGCUGAAGAAGAAGAAGACGACAGUGAAGAAGAACACUUUGAAUCCGUACUACAACGAGUCUUUCAGCUUUGAGAUCCCUCUUGAGCAAAUGCAGAAAAUCCAAGCUGUGAUCACAGUGCUGGAUUACGACAAGAUUGGCAAGAACGACGCCAUUGGGAAGAUCUUGGUGGGAAGCAAGUCCACAGGGGCCGGGCUGAAACACUGGUCCGACAUGCUGGCCAACCCCCGUCGCCCCAUCGCCCAGUGGCAUCCACUGCUGCCAGAGGAGGAGGUGGAUGCUGCCGUCGCAGCCCUAAAUGCCAAGAAGUAAACCCCCUCACCAGAAUUGUACCCCACCUCCACUUACCUACCUACCUACCUACCCAUACAUUUCCCUUCAUUCCUCCCCCCAGGUCCCACAUAUCAGUGUAUAUUCCAAAAGAACACCCUAACUGUACAUCUACUCCUUCCACCCUCUUCCUCUCCCUUUCAAAAGAUCCAUAAAUACCAUUUAACAUGAUGGGAAAUAUAGUUUAAAAAAAAAAAGAAAAGCAUCAUGUUCUAUGAAUUCAUGUCAUUGAGAAAAGAAGACAAGUAACAGGAUGGACAGAUACUCCGUUGAUUUCCUUUAGAUCUAUUUUUGUAUUGGGGUUGUGGUUCCAUUAAUAAGAAUACAGAGUAGACCAUGAAGAACAGUAAGAGUGCUACAUGGGAAUCUGGUGAUAGAGGGGAUAAAACAUACAUUCACUCAUAUUGUACUUCUCACCCCUUCCCUUUAGUGACACAGUUUGCUUAGAAUAGUGCUUAUUAAUAAUAAAAUGCUUUAUACUGCCAUAUGAUAGAGAAAUAACACAAGCAGGUCCAUUCCUUAGGUGUAUUGUGCACCAUGUUCCACACCUGCCAGUUAUCAUACUAGACGAUUCUGUUAGUUUGAAGUACAUUCCUAGAGUUGGGUAGCAUUUAGGGAUAGGCACAUAUCCAGUUACCCACAAACACACUGCCUUUUUGAUUAGUUAACCUUCCACCCAUCGUCUCAGGAAAACUGAGAGGAAACUGAAUCUCCAUGCCUUUUUUUCUAAACGGGUUGUUAUUAUCAAACAAAUCCUCCACCCGAUGAGAAAGAAAUGUCGGAUCCAAAAGCUUGACCGCUUGUUCUAUUUUUUUGUUUUGUUUUGUUUUUCCGGUGAUGUAAGGCUCACGACUAGUGUUAGUAUAUCCAUGAAAUGGUAUGUCAGGGAACAGGGAGUGAUGGAUUUUCAGUAAAAAAGAAAAAAAAUAUUAAAAAAGCGUUUUUUUUUUUUUUUGACGACGCAAAAAUGUUGCGCCUGUCAUCUGAGCAGCAACAAAAAAACAAACAAAAAAACAAAAAAAAAAAGCAAGGAAAUAUCAGAGCGGGUACAACAGAGACUGAUUCCAACCACCAAUGACAUGAUAUUUACAAGGUGUCGAAUACUGCCUGCAGUCUACCACCUCCCCUCCCAAUGCCUCUGAUUCUGUAUCUCACUUGUUCAGUGCUACUGCCAUUAGUCAUGGACUUGACACAAGGGUUUUACUUCAAAGGAAUCCCUAUAACCGUCUUACAGUCAUAAAGGAGACAAGCCUUCAAAGUAACAAAAUAAGCAAUUUUCAACUUACCAGGGACGCCUUCCAGUUAGCGGUGUUGUUCUCUUCAUUUCUUUCUUUCCUUCUUCUUAUUUUUUCUAUCGCAUUUUUUGUUUAUCCAGAUUUAUUUCAUUUAUCUUUGAUUCCUCGAGCACUUUAAAUCCAAAUGUUGUGUUUAAGUACCCUCAGAAACCAGAGCUUUAAGUGUUUAUGUUAGGAAUAACUGCUAGUUUAA